Messenger RNA from Corticium candelabrum, 414 nucleotides. RefSeq lists its product as uncharacterized. NCBI's taxonomy places the organism in Eukaryota, Metazoa, Porifera, Homoscleromorpha, Homosclerophorida, Plakinidae. The coding region runs from base 1 to 414 and encodes 137 amino acids. The record is from RefSeq and is a predicted model, not a curated record. The transcript has 3 exons.
AUGCCUUUCGUAUUUUACGGAUCUUGUCUUCUUCUUCUGAUCUUUUCCGGUUCAUCUGCAACAGUAGGAGCCGAACAAGAAGUUGACAAGGAUAUCGUUGUCAAAUUGCCUUGUUCAAAGAUCUACUGCCUCACAAGCUGCGGUGAAUUGGGAUUGGAGUACCUCGACGUGCAAAUAACAGGAUUUCCUUUUGUUCCAAACGCAAAGGAAUUUAAUGCUAACAUUUCAUUUAUUCCAAGAAAGAUGAUCACUUACAUUGCUGCUACUUUCAAUUUCUCUAUAAGUAUUGACAAGUUUCCCGACACGACGCCUAUCACUCUGUUCAAAACUUACAUUGGAUGUGGAGAACAUGACAGUUCACUAUUCCAUUGCCCACUGCUUGCAAGAAGUAUGACGCAAUACUUAGAACAUUAG